Rubroshorea leprosula is the source of this 1176-nucleotide messenger RNA. NCBI's taxonomy places the organism in Eukaryota, Viridiplantae, Streptophyta, Magnoliopsida, Malvales, Dipterocarpaceae. The record is from the annotation of a GenBank genome assembly.
CUUCUUUCUUUCUUCCCGCUGCAGCCGAACAAAAAAAAAAAGGGGAACCCGGCACCAGCCUUUGAGAAACCGAUAGAGAGCUUGGAUUUUCCCCUUCCUUUCUUGUUCUAGAACCCAUAAAGAACCCAGAAAUUUCCCCUCCCUCUCUGCAGAAACCGGAUCUGCUCUGCUUUGCUCUGUCCGCCGGCUGCUCUUGUUGUGGGGGCGAAUUGUUUGGGUUUUGGGUAAGAAACAGCCAUUAAAUCCCUUUGUUUUUCCUUGAAGUGGCUUGGGUUAACUUUGAUUGCUCUUAUUUCCUCCAAUUUUUGGGUAGUUCCGUGAGGUUCCCCCUGCAGAUCCCGCCGGCCUUCCCCAAUCUGCUAGCUCCGGUUCCUUGCUUGUAAAUUCUGGUUCCCGAUCGUUCUGUCAGUUAGUACGUGAAUUGAGUGCUCGGUUUUAUGCAAGUGAGUAUUUAGAAAAACACAGCGGGAGAAGGAGAGGGGAGAAAGGAGAGUGGGCAAGCUAGGGUUUUGCAAUUGAUACAGAACUUCUACGGACACGAUGAGCAGGAGCUUGGGUAUACCGGUAAAGCUUCUACACGAGGCCGCCGGCCACGUCGUGACGGUGGAGCUCAAGAGUGGGGAGCUCUACAGAGGAAGCAUGGUCGAGUGCGAAGAUAACUGGAAUUGCCAACUCGAGAAUAUCACCUACACUGCUAAGGAUGGGAAGAUUUCUCAACUUGAGCAUGUUUUCAUUCGAGGCAGUAAAGUCAGGUUCAUGGUCAUACCAGACAUGCUAAAGAAUGCUCCCAUGUUCAAGCGUUUGGAUGCCAGAAUUAAGGGUAAGAGCUCAUCUAUUGGAGUUGGCAGAGGUAGAGCUGUUGCAAUGCGAGCUAAAGCACAAGCUGCUGGACGUGGAGCUACAGCAGGUAGAGGUGUUGUACCAUCUGUUCGUAGGUAACUGCCACUCUUGAAGCAUUCUUUCUCCGUCCCUUCCGAGCUGGAUAAUGUUCGAUGGUAGACCACCUGAGACAUGUCUUGAGUUUUUUGGGUUCCUGCUUCGGUUAUCCUGAUAGCUGAUGUAAAAGUAGGUUAAGAGGUUUAAAUGUAUUUUGUCUAGUGGACGAAUGGAAAAGCUUAUGUUACAUUCUUAAUGAAUUCAAGUCACUCAGUUUAUAUACCCUGCAUUGAAAUUUGA